This is a messenger RNA of Acanthopagrus latus (yellowfin seabream), 2887 nucleotides long. RefSeq names its product Fc receptor-like protein 4. Lineage: Eukaryota; Metazoa; Chordata; Actinopteri; Spariformes; Sparidae. Gene Ontology annotation, biological process: cell surface receptor signaling pathway. Gene Ontology annotation, molecular function: transmembrane signaling receptor activity. The record is from RefSeq and is a predicted model, not a curated record. Bases 118 to 2349 code for a protein of 743 amino acids. The transcript has 18 exons.
CAACACUUCACCUCUGACUCUGUCUCACUGAGCUGUGAGGGAAACUCUACUGGGUGGAGAGUGUGGAGGUUUUCAGCUGGGGACAGAUACUCGUCAGACUGCUUCUACUGGGGGACAAUGACUGGAUCAACAUGCAACAUAAAGACUGACAGCAGCAGUGAUGCAGUGUACUGGUGUGAGUCUGGAUCAGGAGAGUUCAGCAACGCAGUCAACAUCACUGUACAGGAUGGAGAUAUGAUCCUGCUGAGUCCUGCCCGUCCUGUGACUGAAGGACAUUCUGUUAGUCUGAGCUGCAGAUUAAAAAGAAGAAAAUUUGACUCCACUGUGUUUUUCUAUCACAAUGAGAAAGUCAUUCAAAGUGACAGCAGAUGGGAGUUAAAUAUCUCUGCAGUGUCAAAGUCAGAUGAAGGAUUCUACAAGUGUCGACACUCAGGACGAGAGUCAGCACAGAGCUGGAUGUCAGUUCAGGCAAACAGACCAAAGGCUGAACUGAGGGCUGAUGACAGAGACAUUCCUGUAGGGGGCAGUGUGACCCUGACCUGCUCUGUGAAGCCAUCAUCAUCUGGUUGGAAAUACUUCUGGUACAGAGGAGAGAAAACCUCUGAACCUCUGACCUCUCAACUCUCAGCUGGACCAAUCAGAGUCUCAGAGGGAGGAGUCUACUGGUGCAGAGGAGGAAGAGGAGAGCCAGUUUACUACACAGAGUUCAGUGAUCCAGUCACUAUCUACAAAAUCAGUCCAAACAAGGCUGUUGUGACUCUGCAGCCAAACUGGUCUGAAGUAUACAGAGGAGAGAGGAUCACUCUCAGAUGUGAGAUCACAGAUGGAGGAGACACUGAGUGGGAGUAUGAAUGGAGAACAACCAGCUCAGAAAAACCUCCAGAUCAAAAUAAACACAGUAUUAGUUUUGUGACUGAAUCCCACAGUGGAGACUACAGGUGUAAGGGCAGAAAGAAACAUACGCAGCAUUCUUCAACAGGUUGGAGUGAUCCCAUCAAACUGACAGUAUCAGGCGAACCUGAUCCUGUCUUCACUGUGUCUCCAUCAUGGCUGAGUGCUGGAGCCUCAGUGACUCUGAACUGCAGAGUUGACGAUCCAUCUGCAGGAUGGAAGUUCUACUGGUAUAAGAGGGUUCCUGAUCCAUCAGACUACUACAGAUAUAAUCAGCUACCUGGCAGCAGCAGUGGGACUGAACAGGAUUCCUACAUUGUUCAUGGACAGACACACACAGCAGGAUAUAGUUGCAGAGCUGGAAGAGGAGAUCCAGAGUAUUCCUCUUAUUACAGUUACCCUAAGUACGUCUGGUCUGCAGAUUUUAACUCAUCAGCAUCUCUCACAGUGAGUCCUGACAGAGCUCAACACUUCACCUCUGACUCUGUCUCACUGAGCUGUGAGGGAAACUCUACUGAGUGGAGAGUGAAGAGGUUAUUAACUGAGGACAGAUACUCGUCAGCCUGCUCCUCCUACUGGGGGACAAUGACUGGAUCAACAUGCAACAUAAACACUGACAGCAGCAGUGAUGCAGUGUACUGGUGUGAGUCUGGAUCAGGAGAGAUCAGCAACGCAGUCAACAUCACUGUACAGGAUGGAGAUAUGAUCCUGCUGAGUCCUGCCCGUCCUGUGACUGAAGGACAUUCUGUUAGUCUGAGCUGCAGAUUCAGAAGUCAAACAUCUGACUCCACUGUGUUUUUCUAUCACAAUGAGAAAGUCAUUCAAAGUGACAGCAGAUGGGAGUUAAAUAUCUCUGCAGUGUCAAAGUCAGAUGAAGGAUUCUACAAGUGUCGACACUCAGGACGAGAGUCAGCACAGAGCUGGAUGUCAGUUCAGGCGGUGUCCAGGCCUGACAGCUCUUCAUUUCCUGUACUGUUGGUUGUUGGGCUGGUUUGUGGAAUCGUUCUUUUUAUUCCUCUGAUCGUUUUGUUUUGCUACAGAGCGUCCAAGGAUUCAUGCUUCAUCAGACCAGUCCAGUCUGAGAGCACCAACACAGAUCAUGUGGACCACAAGAAUGAUGGUGAUGUUUGUCUCUAUGAAACAAUCGGAGACCAUGAAGAAGCUGAACAUGAUUCAUGCUUCGUCAGACCAGUCCAGUCUGAGAGCACCAACACACAUCGUGUGGACCAUGAAAAUGAUCAUUACUCUGCUCUUCUCCACGGUGAUGUUUGUCUCUAUGACACAAUCAGAGACCGUCAAGCUGAACAUGAUUCAUGCUUCGUCAGACCAGUCCAGUCUGAGAGCGCCAACACAGAUCAUGUGGACCAUGAAAAUGAUCAUUACUCUGCUCUUUGCCAUGGUGAUGUUUGUCUCUAUGACACAAUCAGAGGCCAUCAAGAAGCUGAACAUGCUCAAUAAAGAAAUCUGUAUCAACUAAACCAACAGAACAGACGACAACAUGAAAAACUCCAUCUGUACUUUGACAGCUUCUCUGUGAUCACUGUGUGCAGCUGUGCUGAACAAACAACACACAGCAUUUUGUAAAGUUAAUCUGACAGCAGCUCAUCUAAAAUAACUGUAUCAUGUGGUUUUAAUCUUCUGUUGUAUUUGGUAUAAAGAGUUUAGAUCGUCACAUAUAAUCAUUGAAAUGUUUGGUUGUUCACGUCCGGUAUGUUCUGACACCUUUGUUGUUGUUUGUUGUUGCAGAGAACAAAUAUUGUGUGUGGACACUCGGAACGAGGUGACAGUGCCACUUUAAAGUCAGCUUCUUUUGUAGCAUCUGAAUAAAAAGAGUUACACAUUUAUAACUUUUGAUGUAUUUUAUGUGAAGAACACUUCCCGUUAAGCUUCUUCUGUCAUUUUAUAAAAUGCUUGAUAUUCACUGCAUUUCAUGUUUUUAUAUAUAAAUGACUUUUAAAAGGUGGAUGACCAUUUUCUGCAUCAAUAAACUUGUUCC